Messenger RNA from Scylla paramamosain (green mud crab), 3020 nucleotides. RefSeq names its product cyclin-F-like. The coding region runs from base 335 to 2578 and encodes 747 amino acids. Gene Ontology annotation, cellular component: nucleus; cyclin-dependent protein kinase holoenzyme complex; cytoplasm. The record is from RefSeq and is a predicted model, not a curated record. Gene Ontology annotation, molecular function: protein binding; cyclin-dependent protein serine/threonine kinase regulator activity. Gene Ontology annotation, biological process: regulation of cyclin-dependent protein serine/threonine kinase activity; mitotic cell cycle phase transition. The transcript is spliced from 12 exons. NCBI's taxonomy places the organism in Eukaryota, Metazoa, Arthropoda, Malacostraca, Decapoda, Portunidae.
AGUAUUGAGAUAUUGUUGUGGUGGGAGACUGGCGGGCAUAGACGGGAGUGGGAGAGGAGAAAGAAAGGAAAAUCACUCGAUUAGUGCUCCCUUCCCAGUGUAUAUUUGGGGAGGCUAUUGUGAAGCCACUGAAAGAAGUAAACACAUCGAUUUGGGAAGAAAGGGGAAAGGAAGAACUGGAGGAGGAGGAGAAUGAGGAGCGAGUGUGAAGCGCCGUUGGAUUAAGAGAACUGUGGGAGUGAAGGAGGCGGGCGAGGCCAGAGAUAGGUACACCACAGCAUCAUCACAGCAUCACCACCGCAGCACUAAUCCCAUGGGUGCAUGAGGCGGAAGAAUGGGUGCCGGGUGGAGCGAGGUCGGGGUGGAGGGCAUCCCACUGGAGCUGGUGUACCGUGUGCUGAGUCACGUGUCCCUGCAAGACCUCACCACUCUGCUGGCCACAAGUUCCUAUCUCAAGAGCCUCAUUGAAGAGUCCCCGCUGCUGUGGUCCAGAGUACACACCAAGGAGCUCUGGCCCAACGAGAAGACAUGGCGGUGGUUUGAGAGAGCAGCGAAGUGUGGGAACGUGGAGGCAAGCAUCAAGCUGGUAGUGGCACUGCUCUACAAUGAGGGAGUGUCCAUGGGCAAGCCGGUGCGCAAUGGGGAGCUUGCCUUCACCCUGUUUGAGAGUCUGGAGACCGGGGGCAGCCUCGGGCCUCGCUCCCAGCUGUGGCUCCUCUACCGCCCGCCCUGGGGUGCUCAGCCUCUCUGCAGCAAGCGCUUUGUCUUCACCAGGAUAUCCCACGUGGCCCAGCUGAAGGGAGCGUCGUGGGGCAUCCGUGUGCUGAGCCGCAUCUCGGAGGUGGUGCCGGAUGGAGCGAGCCAUUCGGAUGCCUUUGAGAUCAACUGGGUGAAGAAGGCGCUGGAGGAGGGGGACAUCCAUGCGCGGCUUCUCCACUGGCGCUUCCGGUACGAGAAGAGGCACCGUGAGGGCAACCUGGACCCCGGCACUGAGUUGCAGGCAAUCAGGGACAUGCGGGAGAUGUGCCUCACCGGAUACUACCCAGCGGCACUCACCCUCUCACACUUCCUGGCUACGUCAAGAUGUCCUCAAAUCCAAGGUCUGCCAGAGAUCCGUGAGUUCCUCCAGAGCAGCCCCCCCUCCCGCACGUACUAUGCCCUCCGGUACCAGCAGCAGGUGACGCCCCACAUGCACCACGUCCUGGUUGACUGGCUGUGUGAGGUGGCCAACAUCAGGCUGCACUCCUCCCACAUCCUCCACGCUGCCACUCAGAUUGUGGAAGCCUACUUGAGCAUGGAGCAGGUGACUUGUAACCAGCUGCAGCUCAUUGGCAUCACUGCUGUCUUGCUGGCCACCAGGUUCAAGCCGGGGGAGUGUAUCUUGACAGUGACGGAGGCGUGCUGGAUCACAGAUGACACUUACUGCUACGGCCACGUGGUACGCACCAUUGGACACAUCAUGGCGGCACUCAGGGGCAACGUGGCACUCCCUACAAUUCUUGACUACGCCACUGUGCUGCUCAAGUGUGUAAGGGCGCCUCCCGUCACUCAGGAAUGGGCCAGGUUCGUGUGUGACUUGGCCACCACCUGCGCCUUCCCUCCCAAGACCACGCUGGCUCAGAUUGCUGCCUCCUGUGUCAUGCUGGGCUUCAUCCUGGCCCGCCUCCCAUGGCCCAACCUAGUUUCGAUAACAGGGUUCACCCACACCAUGCUGGUCCAGCCACUCGUCAUCAUAUAUAGCAAAAACUUUGUAGGGGAAGGGAACAAGUGUCAGAGGCGAGGAAUCUCAGACCGGUACAGCCUCACCUCCUUCAGUGCAGAGCAGGUGGGGAUGCAGCCAAUGCCCAGCCUGGAUGAGAUGCUGCAGGUGCUCUCUCUCUCCAUUGAUGAGUACAUGGAUAUUGUGGCCGAACAUCUCCUAUUCACAGAUGACGUUGACACGGAAUCUGGGGCUCCGAAGUGCAGCGUGAGGACCUGCCCCCCUCAGCCCACUGCCAGGCCCUCCCUACACCACCUGCCAGGCCCACACAACCUGCCUCCAAGACCUGCUGGGGGUGAUGCACAGCUGCACCCUGACCUACCCAGCGGCGGCGGUGGUGGUGCCAGGAGCAAGACUAGUGGUAUGAGUGGGCAGUGGCGAGGCAGUGAGCCCUCCAGGGACGGCCACAGCAGCAGUAUGGAUUACAGUGACAGUGAAUCAGGGAGUGCCAGUGUGUCGCCAGUCUGGGAAAACACACAUUUGAGGACUAGCAAGGUAGAGGCCAUUGUGGACGGCUCUAAGGCCACCGGUGCUCUCGGCCAGUGCCAGCAGGACCAGGCUGGGGUGAUGCUACCUCCCACACAGCACAGACACUUAGAAUUGCAAGAACACAAUGUCAUACCGAGAGAGGUGGGCGGGGAGAACCUCAGUGAGACGACAGACAGCGAGGAGAGCGCGGACCUCCUCCCUGAAGCCUGCGAGGGUCCUGGGGCGAAGAAUGCACGCGUUAACCUCAAGCGUAAGUUGGAGAAUGCGUCCGAGAGCGAGAGAUCGGAAAAAUACCUCAUUCGUGAUGUGGGAAACCUGCAGCUGGGGUGAGGCGGCCCCUGGCUUGAGUUUAUGUUGUUGUGUUUGGAGGAGGGAAGCAGGGGUGUGUCUUCCAGCCAUGGGGGGGAAGGGAUGUGUUUUCUUUGGAGUGUUAGGGCUUGUGCGUGUCCCUGUCACUCGCUGGUGUUGGACGGAAGAACUCUCACGGACCAGGAUGUUUGUAAAUUUACCCAACGAUUAACAUGCAUAUAAUCUGAAAUUUAUUUUGUACUUUGUGAUUUUUAGUUUCGUGGAUGAGAUGUUUGGUAGGUGUGUGUGUGUGUGUGUGUGUGUGUGUGUGUGUGUGUGUGUGUGUGUGUGUGUGUGUGUGUGCAGCCAAGUGGAAGUGUGUGGGUCAGUCUGUCGCCCUGACCACUGCAACAAUCAGUUAAGAUAAUCAUUUUCUCAUAAUUUUGCAACUGGAAAGUACAUAAUAAAGUCUCUGAAAAAGAUA